This is a messenger RNA of Cinclus cinclus, 3003 nucleotides long. Its product is annotated as ephrin type-B receptor 5. Gene Ontology annotation, molecular function: protein binding; transmembrane-ephrin receptor activity; ATP binding. NCBI's taxonomy places the organism in Eukaryota, Metazoa, Chordata, Aves, Passeriformes, Cinclidae. Bases 1 to 3003 code for a protein of 1000 amino acids. The transcript has 16 exons. Gene Ontology annotation, biological process: axon guidance; protein phosphorylation; central nervous system projection neuron axonogenesis. The record is from RefSeq and is a predicted model, not a curated record. Gene Ontology annotation, cellular component: neuron projection; plasma membrane.
AUGGAUUCUAAUGCUGGCAUCAGUGCAAGAAGAGUGUCGGGAAUGGGUCGGCUCUGGAUGGUCUUCUUCUUUCAUCUAGUCACCUCAUUAGAAGAAAUACUUCUGGAUACAACUCAAGAGACCUCUGAGAUUGGCUGGACAGCACACCCUUCUGAUGGGUGGGAUGAGGUAAGUGUCCUGGACGACAAGAAGCGCCUGAUCCGAACCUUUCAAGUGUGCAACGUGGCUGAACCAGGUCAGAAUAACUGGCUGCGCACUCACUUCAUAGAGCGGCGCGGAGCCCACCGAGUGCACGUCCGCCUCCGUUUCUCAGUGAGGGACUGUGCCAGCAUGCGCACCGUGGCCUCUUCCUGCAAGGAGACUUUCACACUCUACUACCACCAGUCGGAGGCUGACAUAGCCUCUCAGGACAUGCCAGAGUGGCGUGAGGGCCCCUGGACCAAAGUGGAUACGAUUGCAGCUGAUGAAAGCUUUUCCCAGGUGGACAGCACUGGGAAGGUGGUCAAGAUGAAUGUUAAAGUGCGUAGCUUUGGUCCACUCACCAAGCAUGGCUUCUACCUGGCCUUCCAGGAUUCAGGAGCCUGCAUGUCCUUGGUGGCAGUCCAAGUCUUUUUCUACAAGUGCCCAGCUGUGGUGAAAGGAUUUGCCUCCUUUCCUGAAACGUUUGCUGGCGGGGAGAGGACCUCGCUGGUGGAGUCCCCAGGGACAUGUGUACCCAACGCUGAAGAGACGAGCACGACGGGGUCCUCGAGUGUUCGGCUGCACUGCAAUGGGGAAGGGGAGUGGAUGGUGGCCAUUGGACGAUGUACCUGCAAGGCUGGCUACCAGCCUGUGGAUGAUGAACGAGCCUGCCAAGCCUGUGCCCCUGGUUUCUUCAAAGUAUCUGUGGGAGAUGACCCCUGCCAUCUGUGCCCUGCCCACAGCCACGCUCCACUGCCAGGUUCCCGGGAAUGUGUGUGUCAGAACCGGUACUAUCGGUCUGCUUCAGACAAUUCUGAUGCUCCCUGCACUGGCAUCCCCUCUGCUCCUCGCGACCUCAGCUAUGAAAUCAUUGGCUCCAACGUGCUGCUGACCUGGCGCCUUCCGAAGGACCUGGGCGGCCGCAAGGACGUUUUCUUCAACGUGAUCUGCAAGGUGUGCCCGGCGGGGUCGGCGGGGCCGUGCGUGCGCUGCGGGGACAGCGUGCAGUUCGAGCCGCGCCAGGUGGGGCUGACCGAGAGCCGCGUCCAGGUCUCCAACCUCCUGGCCCGUGUGCACUACACCUUCGAGAUCCAGGCCGUCAACUUGGUGACCGAGCUGAGUUCAGAAGCACCCCACUUUGCCACCAUCAAUGUUAGCACCAGCCAGUCAGUUCCCUCUGCUGUGCCUAUGAUGCAUCAGGUGAGUCGUACUACCAAUAGCAUCACAUUGUCUUGGCCUCAGCCAGACCAGCCCAAUGGGAUCAUCCUGGAUUACCAGCUACGCUAUUUUGACAAGGCAGAAGAUGAGGAUAAUUCAUUGACCUUAACUAGUGAGACCAACAUGGCCACGAUACCAAGUCUGAGCCCAGGCAAGAUCUAUGCCUUCCAAGUGCGUGCUAGGACAGCAGUUGGCUACGGCCCUUACAGUGGGAAGAUGUAUUUCCAGACUUCAACGGGAGGGGAGCGCUCGGAGAUGGUGCAGGACCGACUGCCGCUGUUCGUGGGCUCAGCUCUCGGGGGUCUGGCCUUCUUGGUAAUUGCUGCCAUUGCCAUCCUUGCCAUCAUCUUCAAGAGUAAAAGGCGAGAGACUCCAUACACAGACCGCCUGCAGCAGUACAUCGGUGCACGAGGACUCGGAGUGAAGUAUUACAUUGAUCCUUCAACCUAUGAAGAUCCCAAUGAAGCUAUUCGAGAAUUUGCCAAGGAGAUUGAUGUGUCCCUCAUCAAGAUUGAGGAGGUCAUUGGAUCAGGAGAGUUUGGAGAGGUGUGCUUUGGGCGCCUGAAACACCCAGGAAAGCGUGAAUACAUGGUAGCUAUUAAAACCUUGAAGUCAGGUUACACAGAGGAACAGCGGCGGGAGUUCCUGAGCGAGGCCAGCAUCAUGGGGCAGUUUGAGCAUCCCAAUGUCAUCCACUUGGAGGGUGUGGUCACCAAGAGCCGACCAGUCAUGAUUGUCACAGAGUUCAUGGAGAAUGGAUCGCUGGAUUCCUUCCUCAGGCAGAAGGAAGGGCAGUUCAGUGUGCUGCAGCUGGUGGGAAUGCUGCGGGGGAUUGCAGCCGGCAUGCGCUACCUGUCAGACAUGAACUAUGUGCAUCGUGACCUGGCAGCACGAAACAUCCUGGUCAACAGUAACCUGGUGUGCAAGGUGUCAGACUUUGGCUUGUCCCGCUUCCUGGAGGAUGAUGCUUCCAAUCCCACCUACACUGGGGGUCUGGGCUGCAAAAUCCCCAUCCGCUGGACUGCCCCUGAAGCCAUCCAGUACCGCAAGUUCACCUCCUCCAGUGAUGUCUGGAGCUACGGCAUUGUCAUGUGGGAGGUGAUGUCCUACGGUGAGAGGCCUUACUGGGACAUGUCCAAUCAGGAUGUAAUUAAUGCCAUUGACCAGGACUAUCGCCUGCCACCACCUCCAGACUGCCCCACUGUUUUGCACCUGCUCAUGCUUGACUGCUGGCAGAAGGAAAGGGUCCAGAGACCCAAAUUUGAGCAAAUAGUCAGUGCCCUGGAUAAAAUGAUUCGCAAGCCAUCAGCCCUCAAAGCCAUUGGCACUGGGACCAGCAGACCAUCUCAGCCUCUCCUGAGCAACUGUCCUCCAGAUUUCCCUUCCCUCAGCAAUGCCCAUGAGUGGUUGGAUGCUAUCAAGAUGGGCCGCUACAAGGAGAAUUUUGACCAGGCUGGUCUGGCUACAUUCGAUGUCAUAUCACGCAUGACUCUCGAAGAUAUCCAGCGUAUUGGAAUCACCCUGGUUGGUCACCAGAAGAAGAUUCUAAACAGCAUCCAGCUCAUGCGAGUCCAUUUGAAUCAACUUGAACCAGUUGAAGUGUGA